GAGAUUAUAAACAUUCGAAUAUUGAAAGAUAAAUGGACUUUAACAUUCGAUAAAUUAUACUGUUUAUUGGAAUCGAACAAAGGGAAGUUGUUAAAGGAUGAGUACACUUAUUGAAAUAUGUUCUGGUUUGCCUAUUAAAUCUCUACCACCACCUGUUAAACAUAGGGAUAAUAAUGUACCUCAUGCACCUAUCAGGAACAUUAAUCUUAACAGAGAAGAAAAACAGUUAGCUUUGAAAAAUGCAUUACGAUAUUUUCCGGCCAAUCUUCAUAACAUACUCGCACCAGAAUUUCUUGAAGAAUUGGAAAAUUAUGGGCAUAUUUACAUGUAUAGAUUUCGUCCUUCUAUAGAGAUGAGAGCUUAUCCAAUCGAUCAAUAUCCUGCUAAAUGUCAAAAAGCAGCAGCCAUUAUGUUGAUGAUUAUGAAUAAUUUGGAUCCUAAAGUGGCACAAUUUCCUCACGAAUUGGUCACUUAUGGUGGUAACGGACAAGUAUUUUCUAACUGGGCACAAUUUUUGUUAGUUAUGCAUUAUUUAUCAACGAUGACGGAAGAGCAAACUUUAGUGAUGUAUUCGGGACAUCCUUUAGGAUUAUUUCCAUCAUUUGCAUCAUCUCCUAGGCUAGUUAUUACCAAUGGCAUGAUGAUACCUAACUACUCUUCUCCAGAUAAUUAUGAUCGAAUGUUCGCGUUGGGUGUAACUAUGUACGGACAGAUGACUGCGGGUAGUUACUGUUACAUUGGUCCUCAAGGCAUCGUUCAUGGCACAACGUUAACAAUAAUCAAUGCAGGAAGAAAGUAUUUACAAUUGGACGAUUUAAAAGGAAAGGUAUAUUUAUCAUCUGGAUUGGGUGGAAUGAGUGGAGCUCAAGCUAAAGCAGCUGUUAUUAGUGGAUGCAUUGGAGUUAUUGCAGAAAUCAAUUACGAUGCCAUUAAAAAACGUUACGACCAAGGAUGGGUACUGGAAAUUAUAAGCGAUCUAGAUAAAUUAGUGGAAAGAUUAAAAAAAGCUAAAAAGAAUAAAGAAGUGACAAGUAUUGGAUUUCAUGGAAAUAUUGUUGAUGUAUGGGAACGAAUGGCUCAUGAAUUAGAUACAACUAACAACAGAUUAAUAGAUAUGGGCUCUGAUCAAACAUCGUGCCAUAAUCCUUUCAAUGGGGGAUAUUAUCCAGUCCAAUUAUCAUUUGAAGAGGCUUUAAAAUUAAUUUCAGAUGAUCCAUCAAAAUUUAAAACUUUAGUUCAAGAAAGUUUAAGAAGGCAAAUUUCUGCAAUCAAUAAGCUUGCUUCUGAUGGAAUGUUCUUUUGGGAUUAUGGUAAUGCAUUUCUGCUUGAAGCUCAAAGAGCUGGUGCUGAUGUUGGAUAUCAACAAAUGGCAACAUGUAUUAAAUUUAAAUAUCCAUCUUAUGUUCAAGAUAUGAUGGGAUACAUAUUUUCAUUAGGCUUUGGACCCUUCAGAUGGGUUUGCACAUCAAAUGAUCCAGAAGAUCUGAAAAUUACAGAUAAUAUUGCUUAUAAUGUUUUAGAAAAAAUUGUUCAAAAAGAAAAAACCAAAGCAAUAAAAGAACAGUUGAAAGACAAUAUGAAAUGGAUUGCAGCAGCUGGAAAUCAUAAAUUGGUAGUUGGAUCACAAGCAAGAAUAUUAUAUUCUGAUCAGAAUGGAAGAAUUGAAAUUGCCUUGGCAUUUAACAAUGCUAUAAAAAGUGGAAAAAUAAAGGCACCUAUAGUGAUAAGUAGAGAUCACCAUGAUGUGAGUGGAACAGAUAGUCCAUUUCGUGAAACUUCUAAUAUAUAUGAUGGUUCUUCUUUCACUGCAGAUAUGGCUGUACAAAAUUGCAUUGGAGACUCAUUUAGAGGUGCAACUUGGGUUGCUUUACACAAUGGAGGUGGCGUUGGGUGGGGAGAAGUUAUUAAUGGAGGUUUUGGAUUAGUCCUUGAUGGAACUGAUGAUGCAGCAACAAAAGCAUAUAUGAUGCUUUCUUGGGAUGUUAGCAAUGGGCUUGCAAGAAGAAGUUGGUCAGGAAAUAUUGAUGCAAAAAAUAUUAUACUCACUACUAUGUCUGAAAACUCCAAUCUACGAGUGACUUUGCCGAAUGCAGUAGACCAAUCAGUAUUAAAUAUUGUUUAAAUAUAUGCAAAAUAAAAAAUUUAUUACAUUUGAAAGAAAAUUACUAAAAUAUACAGUUUUGUUCUAAAAAAUUUAAAUUUAUUUUAUAAGUUUCA
This is a messenger RNA of Centruroides sculpturatus (bark scorpion), 2217 nucleotides long. Its product is annotated as urocanate hydratase-like. Gene Ontology annotation, molecular function: urocanate hydratase activity. Lineage: Eukaryota; Metazoa; Arthropoda; Arachnida; Scorpiones; Buthidae. The transcript is spliced from 22 exons. The coding region runs from base 98 to 2122 and encodes 674 amino acids. Gene Ontology annotation, biological process: L-histidine catabolic process. The record is from RefSeq and is a predicted model, not a curated record.